This is a messenger RNA of Pocillopora meandrina, 872 nucleotides long. Lineage: Eukaryota; Metazoa; Cnidaria; Anthozoa; Scleractinia; Pocilloporidae. The record is from the annotation of a GenBank genome assembly.
CAAGUGAGGCUUGGCCAUUUUGCUGAAAAUCCUGGGAAAUCUUGCAAGCAUAUUCUUGAGUCAAAUGACUCUAAAGGAGAUGGGGAAUACUGGAUCGACCCUGAGGGCAAAGGAAACUCUUUGAAGGUCUACUGUGAUAUGAAAACUGACGGAGGUAGGUGAAAGGUACCAAGAGAUGAUACCGCAUAAAAAUAUGCAUCGCAAUCUGUCAUGUUCAAAUCAUUAAAACUAAUCGAGAUAUACACACUAUUUAAGAUUUCGCAUUUCUACCUAGAACACUUUAGAAUUGAUGUGAGAUGUAUCGUCUUUAUUUAAUAUUGCUUGGAGGCUGGCUUCUUACAUCCAUCUCUAUGGUAGAUAACCCGACCACUCCUCCCGCUUGGACCGCUGAGCCAUCGUACCGCGGGAUCAUCAAAUUCACCAAUCACAAAAUGGGUAUCACAAUUAGCGCCAUGAAAGAACUCAGAGGACACUUGCGAUUCACUCAGAUGAGAUUCCACUGCAGUAAACAACAGGGACGUACGUUCCACGUGACCACGGCCGCUAACAGCUCUGGUGAAGCUGUAGUCGAGUAUUUUAGCAAUCAGACGAACACCCAGCCAGACUCGUGUCUCUCUUUUGUUAGAAUGAAAGAUGACAACUCUUAUCUCUCCAGGAAUUGUUCCAGAUGGGGAAACGACAGAUCUUCGAACUUCGGGAAGUGGGGGCAUAGAAAUAAACAAGGCGAAACACGUUUGUACGAUCUCACUGCACAUGUUGAUAAGCACUAUAUCUGGAAGACAACCGGGAUAUAUCGCCUGUGCGACGACAAUAAGAACGAUACCUUUAUAAAUUUGUCAAAGGGAGACUUUUGGAAGAUUUUUGUUCGUUAA